UCAGUGUCAAAUUAUCCCAACUACUGUCAUUUUAUUCGUACCUUUCGGAGCAGCGAAUACUGUGUAAAUAGUGUUAAAUAAUUUUCUUAUUCUUAUAAGUUAUUUAUUGUUUCUUGCAUGUUAGCAAAAGUUAUAGGUUUUUAAAGUGUUUACACCAUCGUUUAAACAGUAAUCUUUUGUGUAAAGUUAUCGAUGUUUUCAUGAAAAUAACUUAAUUGAUCAGAAAUGGCAAAUAGAACAGGUACAGCUCAGAGGCCAAAUGGCCAAACUCAAGGAAAAAUUUGCCAAUUUAAAUUGGUUCUGUUGGGCGAAUCUGCCGUAGGAAAAUCCAGUUUAGUGUUGCGGUUUGUUAAAGGACAGUUUCACGAAUACCAAGAAAGUACUAUAGGAGCGGCAUUUUUAACUCAAACCGUUUGUUUAGAUGAUACAACUGUGAAAUUUGAAAUAUGGGACACUGCUGGGCAAGAAAGGUACCACAGUUUAGCUCCCAUGUAUUAUAGAGGUGCUCAGGCAGCCAUAGUCGUUUAUGACAUCACGAAUCAGGAUACGUUCGGCCGGGCAAAGACUUGGGUUAAAGAAUUGCAAAGACAGGCAAGCCCCAAUAUAGUGAUUGCUCUAGCUGGGAAUAAACAGGACCUGGCGAAUAAACGCAUGGUCGAAUUCGAAGAGGCGCACGCCUAUGCGGACGAACACGGUCUCUUGUUUAUGGAGACUUCUGCGAAGACCGCGAUGAAUGUUAAUGAUAUUUUCCUUGCUAUUGCGAAAAAACUUCCUAAAAAUGAACAAGCCGGUGCUCCUGGAGGCGGCGGUCAAGGAAGACGAUUGGUCGACGGUGAUACGGGGCCAAAGGCAGCAGGAAAUUGCUGCAAGUGAUGGCAUUUUAAUUCUAAGGGUUUGACACCCUUUUGUCUAUAAGACACUGAACUGCGUGUGUACGCUAUAGUGAUAUAUAAGUGUAAUAAAAAAAAUAUGGAGCCCCUCUUUAACAUAGUUAUGAACUAUCUCUAAUAUCACAAGUACUAUUUUUAAUUUUUCAAUAUCACAAGUUCUACAAUUAUUGUCCGAUUUAGGCAUUUGGUUUCCACUCCGAAAACGUUAGAAUAAUUAUUUAUAAACAAAAAGCAAAAAGUCCGUGUGAUACGAAAAAAGGUUUUUUGGAAACGUUGCAGUAUAAUUAAUUAUGUAAUUAUUAUCUCUUUUUCUCCUUGGGAUUGGCUAGACAUUGUCGUCGUACACAUUUGUAGAUUAACGUAUCAAAAACAACAAAAAAAGUAAUAUGACCCACUUUUUAGUGUCUAUACGAUAUAAAUAUACAUAUAUAAAUAAAUAUGAAGUACGAUUAAAUAUUUUAUAUUAAUUAUUAUAUAGCAUUUUUCAUUUUCCUUACUCUUUAAGAUCUACUUACUGUUGUUAAUUAUUUUAGAAGUAAAUAAAUUUAUUUAUCUUAUUGUAAAGAUCGAAACCUUGUAAAAAUGUUGGAAGUAGGACGGGAAAUUGGUUUAAUAAAAGAUACAAAUUGUGUUAAGA
This is a messenger RNA of Agrilus planipennis (emerald ash borer), 1527 nucleotides long. RefSeq names its product ras-related protein Rab-5B (gene Rab5). The record is from RefSeq and is a predicted model, not a curated record. Lineage: Eukaryota; Metazoa; Arthropoda; Insecta; Coleoptera; Buprestidae. Gene Ontology annotation, molecular function: GTP binding; GTPase activity. The transcript has 5 exons. The coding region runs from base 226 to 873 and encodes 215 amino acids.